GCGGCUUUUCUAGUAAAUGAAGUUACGCCCUGAAAGAAACACCGGCAAAUCGGGAAAUUUAUGAUUUUCACAUUUCCGGUUUCUCAUGGGGGUACGUGGCCUGUGAGAGCAGAACACACACUAACAAGAUAUUUCGACAAUGGCGCAAAGAAAUGAACUGAUUGAUAGAGCGGAGGAUGUUGCUGAUCAGGUUCUUCGUAAGAGUAAGCAUGUGCUGCCACACGUAGCCAGGUUUUGCCUCAUUAGCACCUUUUUAGAAGAUGGGCUGAGAAUGUGGAACCAAUGGGGAGAGCAGAGGGAUUAUAUGAACCACACCUGGGGAUGUGGCUACAUCCUAGCCACCAUGUUUGUAAUAGUCAAUCUGAUUGGGCAGUUAGGAGGAUGUGUAAUGGUACUGAGCAGAUUUAAAGUUACAAUAGCAUGUGGUGUUCUUGUUGGAAUUAUAGUUUUACAGACAAUUGCUUACAGCAUUUUGUGGGAUGUGAAGUUUCUUUUAAGGAAUUUGGCAUUAGCUGGUGGUGUAUUGCUGCUUUUGGCCGAAGACCGAGCAGAGGGAAAGAGUUUAUUUGCUGGACUUCCCUCCCUUGGCGAAAAUAAUCCCAAACAGUACAUGCAGUUGAGUGGCCGAAUUCUUCUUGUUUUGAUGUUUCUGACCCUGCUAAGAUUUGAAAUGGACUUCUUCCAUGUCAUUCAGAAUUUGGUGGGCACUGCACUUAUCAUUCUCAUAGCUGUUGGAUACAAGACCAAGUUAUCAGCAUUAGUUCUUGUUGUCUGGUUAACCCUUCUCAAUGUUUACUUCAACGCCUUCUGGAAUAUCCCAGCUUACAAACCUAUGAGGGAUUUCCUCAAGUAUGACUUUUUCCAGACCCUGUCUGUCGUCGGUGGACUCCUGCUUGUGGUAGCUUAUGGACCAGGUGGUGUUAGUAUGGACGAACACAAAAAGAAAUGGUAGUCUCAAUUUGUUAUUAAUCUUAGGUUUAUAUUAACUUUGACAAAGAAAGGCACUACAGUAAAGUGAUACAGGAUGUAUGUAAUAAAAAAAAAAUUCUGAAGGAAGAAAAAGCCCUGAAGUGUACAUGUAUUUCAACUGCACUGUACAUUCAUUGUUUACGAUAUAUUAUUUAUGUGUUUUAGUUUUGUUGAAUGCUGUAUGUUAAUGCAGGUCAGAUAUGAAUUUAUGUGUCUUAUGAACACUGAUAAAUAAAUUUUAUGUAUCUAUUCAAAACAAGAGUAUUUGAUUAUAUACAUUUAUUUUGGUGUGCAUGUAUUUGAUUAUAUUAUGUGUUAUCGAUAUAUAAAAUGUUAGUACAUUAUGUAAUUGAAUUUUAACCAGAAAUUGAAAAUAUUUUCCCCCGAUUAUUGUAAUUUUUUUUUUUGAAUAUUGUUACAGAUGUAUACGUUUAUAAAUUAAAUUUCACUAGUCAUGGCAACUGGAAAAUUAAGGUCCUGUCGUUGCCAGUAUCCAGGGUUUAUUCACAGGUUGUAGAUUAUUAAAUUUGCUGAUUGCCAAAGGUAAAUUACCAGAUUGUACAAUGUAUAUGUAUCUGAAAUAACAUAUGGUGCUUAAACUUAGAAAUUCAACAAACAUACUCUGUUUGCUCAAUUUCUUGCAAAUUAAAACAAAAAUUAUUAAAACUUGGUAUAUAAACUUGUAGAGAUACUGUUCAUACAUUUGAAAUUCUGCCCAUCUAUUGUACUGUAGAUACAUUGAAAAUAGAUGGAUGUAUUGUGAUUUCUGCACAUAAUUAAUUUAUACACUGUAUAUAUCAGCCCAACUUGAUUUUUAUCCUUAAUAUUUGUUUACAGUAUUGUUAUAAAAAAGCAACAAUUACCACCAUGAUUUUAAAUAGAAGUGUAUGAGCUCUGUUCAUUGGUAUAUGUCCUGUGUUUGACAUAAGGGAUAUAAAUAAUAUUAUAUAUCUUUUCAAUAGAUGUGUGAAAAAUUCACAGCACUUUUGAGUGGAAAUUAUACCUCAAAGCAAAACAUUUUCUUAAUCACAGCUUAAAUGCAUGUGUGGUAUAUACAGUACAUGUAGCGAUGCCACAUAUAGUUAAUUCUUUGCAUGACCUUUGUUAGAUAUGCCUUAUUGUGUUAGAUACCAGUAAAUGUGAAUACUGAAUAGAAAAUUAUGCCAGUGUAAAAGUCAUCCAUGUUGUUUUGCAUGAUUGUCAUUACUGCCACAGAAGAAUACCAAUAAAAACUAUGUUUUA
Saccostrea echinata is the source of this 2211-nucleotide messenger RNA. RefSeq names its product surfeit locus protein 4-like. The transcript has 5 exons. Gene Ontology annotation, cellular component: membrane; endoplasmic reticulum; endoplasmic reticulum-Golgi intermediate compartment. NCBI's taxonomy places the organism in Eukaryota, Metazoa, Mollusca, Bivalvia, Ostreida, Ostreidae. The coding region runs from base 140 to 952 and encodes 270 amino acids. Gene Ontology annotation, biological process: Golgi organization. The record is from RefSeq and is a predicted model, not a curated record.